Molecule: messenger RNA, 378 nt
Organism: Arctia plantaginis
Lineage: Eukaryota; Metazoa; Arthropoda; Insecta; Lepidoptera; Erebidae
Source: the annotation of a GenBank genome assembly
AUGAAACUGUUCAUCGUUAUUGCACUGAGUGCGUUCGCAGUUGCUCAUCCCGACGGAUACUACUAUGAUCUCAAGUAUGAAAAAUUCAACAUAAACGAAAUUAUAAGUGUCGAUAAUCUCUUGAAGGCGUAUGCUCUCUGCUUCAAGGGAGCCGGCAAGUGUACUCCUGAAGGGACUGAUUUCAAGAGAUGGAUCCCGGAAGCGUUUCAAACAUCCUGCGCUCAAUGUACGGAAAACCAGAGGGUGUUAGUGGCAAAAUGUCUUAAAGCCAUCGCGACCAAAUUUCCGGAGGAUUACAGCGAGCUCUGUAACGUCUAUGAUCCUCAGAAGCAUCACGAGGUCGAGAUCCAGAAAUUCAUAGCUAAAUACUCUAUUUGA